AUCUGAAGAAACCCAAGGCCCAAGACAACAUGGCCAACCCAGUGCAGCCCCAGUUUCAAGACCCAGGCUCCACCUCGCCCUUGGAGCUGCCUGAGAUGGAGAAGCUUCUCACCAAAGUGGAGAACAAGGAUGACAAAGCCUUGGGCCUGUCCAAGUCUCUGUCAGGGGCUCUGGACCUGGAGCAGAAUGGCCACAGCCUUCCCUUCAAGGUCAUCUCUGAAGGCCACCGCCAGCACUCUCUCCCUGGCUCCCCUUCCAGGGCCAGCUCUCGGCGAGCAUCCUCUGUUGCCACCACCUCCUAUGCCCAGGACCAAGAAGCUCCCAAAGAUUACUUGAUCCUUGCCAUUGCCUCUUGUUUCUGCCCUGUGUGGCCCCUCAACCUCAUUCCCCUCAUCUUUUCUAUCAUGUCUCGAAGUAGUGUGCAGCAGGGGGACAUAGAUGGGGCACGGAGGCUGGGCCGCCUGGCACGGCUGCUCAGCAUCACCUUCAUCAUCCUGGGCAUCGUCAUCAUCAUUGUGGCUGUCACUGUCAACUUCACAGUUCAGAAGUAGCCGCCGAGCUGCUUCUAGCAGAGGCAGAUGCUGGACAGCUGGAGAGCUCCAAACCCACACGUCCCCACACAUUAUAGAGGACAGCAUGGUGGCUGCCAAGUCCCCACCUGUUCCCAAGCUCCAAAAGCACAAACUUGGAGGGAAACCUCUACAUCACUCCAUUGUCAGCCCAUGGCAGAUGGGAAGGAAAUUCUGGAAUGAAGUUGGCUGUGAACCCAAUGAAUAAUGAGGGUUAAUCUCAUAGACACAUCACUUGCCUUUUGACCUCAGUUCUCAGGCUUGUUUCUCAUUCCCCACAACUCCUGGGACUUACACACAGCAUAAACUGCCAGAAUGGGAAGAAAACCAGCCCCACGGCCAAGAAAGAAGCACCACAUACCCUGGGUGUCUGUGGACAUGAGCACAGUCUGGGCCACCAUCUUUUCUAUUUUUCUUGAUGGGGAACUAACAGACUCCCUGCAUGCUUUGUGCGCAGCAUCCAUGGUGAUCCUAGUCGAGCCCAAAGGUGAAGCUGUCACUCAGCAUGGGCCCUGGAUACCCACCGGCAAAGAGGCAAGAGCUAUGUGGAAAUCUUCCACUGAAGACUGGCUAGGGAUAGCAUGACACACCUGGUGCUCUUCCUGAGCUUCAGUCUUCUCUACCAAGGACUCUGGUUCCAGAGUGUCUUCCAGAACCAUGGGGUCUGCCUCUUAUUCCCCACCUUGUGCUGUAGCCUGGGGCAUCAUCCUGCAAAUUCCAGAACUUGACCUGAGCCAGGUCAGCCAUGGGGGGAGAGACAGAGCUUGAGCUCUCUCCUGCCACUGACUCUUUGGGGGCCUGGGACCCUAUCUUCGUAACCCACGCAAGUGACUCAGGGCCCUCGAUAGGGUAUCCAGGAG
This is a messenger RNA of Phodopus roborovskii (desert hamster), 1429 nucleotides long. RefSeq names its product trafficking regulator of GLUT4 (SLC2A4) 1 (gene Trarg1). Gene Ontology annotation, cellular component: membrane. The record is from RefSeq and is a predicted model, not a curated record. Bases 30 to 551 code for a protein of 173 amino acids. The transcript has 3 exons. Lineage: Eukaryota; Metazoa; Chordata; Mammalia; Rodentia; Cricetidae.